This is a messenger RNA of Glossina fuscipes, 1740 nucleotides long. RefSeq lists its product as uncharacterized. NCBI's taxonomy places the organism in Eukaryota, Metazoa, Arthropoda, Insecta, Diptera, Glossinidae. The record is from RefSeq and is a predicted model, not a curated record. Bases 149 to 379 code for a protein of 76 amino acids. The transcript has 2 exons.
UUAGAUUUAGAAAUAAUGUAAUAAUAACACGAUAGGAUUUCGAUUAAUUCGCGAUCAAUUAAAUGUAUAAAAACCCAGUGAUCUUUGCGAGAAUUAAUACAGUAAUAAAUAACAAUUCUUUGCAAAAUAAUCGCGAUUAGCAUCAAAAAUGUAUAAAUAUUUGAUCUGCUUUGUGAUGUUUGUGACUAUGGCCUUGGCUAGACCAGGCUUCUUGCAAACGUCUCCGUUGAUAACCGAGUCGAGUUAUCAUGGCUUGCCAGCUGUGCAUGUCAUACGUCCCUUGGUUUCGACACACAGCGUAUUAACUACACCUUUGGUCUCGAGCACCUCUCUAUUGCAUGGCACAUCAUUGCAUGGAACCUAUCAUGGCUUAUAUUAAAUCGUAAAUCAUAAAUUGAAGUCUUCCUUAAUGGACAAACGAUGGCUUGUUUAAUAUUGAUUUCCGUGUAGCUAAAUUUGAUAUAAACUUGUAUUUUCAUUUUUAUAAUUUUGUUUAAAAUUUCAUCAGAAUACGUGUAAAGUAAUAAAAAGAAUUUUAUAAAAUGCAUCUCAUGAUAAUCAUCAAUGCUCAACCGUCGUAACAGUUACAGUCUCGUAGUAAUCCUUAACUUUUCUUACAAACUGAGCUAUUUGUGUCUACAUUUGUGUGUGAGGGUACGAAUAAAACCAUAUCCUGAAUUUCUGUUUUCUAUGCAUUAAAAACGUGGGCGCUUCCAUAUCUAUUUUUAGAAACCAAUUACUCUUGUGCCUAUGUAUAAAUAUGUGUAUUUCUUUUUCAUUGGGGCUGUCUGCCUGCGGAGGGAAAGGCAACCCUCAUUUAUACAUUCUCCAGCGCGGUUUUUCUAACUGCACUGAUGAAAUAAUCACCAAUUUUCAAAAAAUGAUAUCUGAACAGUCUUUUUCUCUUUCUGCGAGUCAGCUUAUCCACAACCGCGGGGUAAUCACGUACCCGAUAUUUAACUUCCACCGCUUUAUUCAUUUGCUUGAUAAAAGUGUGUGAAUACAAUAGCGAAAGCUAAAUUUUUCAUCUGUGAUUAGCCCCCAGAUGCGUUAAGUAAAAUAUCUGAAUACUGUUCAUGUUUCCCCCUAGCUAACUAGCCCUCAGUGGAAUAACUUGAGAGCCAUUCAAUAUGUUGUUCCGUCAUUCCGUAUUUAUUUCAAAAAAUGAACGAAAAAUAAGAGGAAAUUUUGACGUUUAGAAACAAACAGCAUGAUGCAAUCACCAACAAUAUCACCCAUAGGUAAAUAAAAGCAAAAUUCUAUAAAAUGUUAUAUGGAAAUAUGUAUAACUGUAUGGUUGUGUAGAAUAUUUUAUGGUGCACUGCGACCCGUUAUUAUUUUCUAUUUCAAUUUUUUUAUCAAUAAUCCACAUAGAUCUAACAUCUGAUUUAGAUUCUUUUUUUCUUGGUCUAAUUUUCAAGACUUAAAAUUCCUUGCUUACCAAAACUUGAAUCAAAGACAUAGUAAAACAACUAACGUUAUUUCCUAACGGAACUUUGUGAUGCCCCUAAAAAUUGCCUUCACCAACUCCUUUAUUAAGCAAAAGUUUUUCACAGCCCUGACGAAUAUCUCAAUAUAUCGUUAUUACUUAUUGCGGAUGAGUUAUGACUAACCGCCUUAUUCUGAGCAGCGUUCUACUUGCUCUAUUUUAUAACGUCGCGCUUUUGCUUAUAACUCCAUUUAUGAUUUGCAUAAACUAAGAAGCCUUCUUUAUUACGAUCACUUUUGUUUGGGAACACC